Molecule: messenger RNA, 1809 nt
Organism: Salvia miltiorrhiza (redroot sage)
Lineage: Eukaryota; Viridiplantae; Streptophyta; Magnoliopsida; Lamiales; Lamiaceae
Product: peptidyl-prolyl cis-trans isomerase CYP57
Exons: 10
Coding region: 202-1674 (490 amino acids)
Biological process (GO): protein folding; protein peptidyl-prolyl isomerization
Cellular component (GO): catalytic step 2 spliceosome
Molecular function (GO): peptidyl-prolyl cis-trans isomerase activity
Source: RefSeq, a predicted model, not a curated record
UUGAGGGGUAGUCGUGCAAAAGGCCAAAUUACACGAACCGGUGUCGUUUCGAACCAGAAUUUCAAUCUCUCAUAGAAGCCUCCCCAAUUUGAACCCUAAAACAAGGAGCUUUGUCAUUGAAUCACAAAUCCACCACACCACUGACGCCAAUUGAAUCGACGAAAUUCUGCCAUUGAUAGUUCAAUUGGGAGUUAACCGGCAAUGUCGACGGUGUACGUGUUGGAGCCGCCGACGAAAGGGAAGGUGAUAUUGACGACGUCGAAGGGCCCCCUUGACAUCGAGCUGUGGCCGAAGGAGGCGCCGAAGGCCGUCCGCAACUUCGUGCAGCUGUGCCUCGAAGGAUACUACGACAACACCAUUUUUCACCGCGUGAUCAAGUCGUUUCUUAUUCAAGGAGGCGAUCCCACCGGCACUGGAGAAGGUGGUGAGAGCAUUUAUGGUAGUGGUUUUCCGGAUGAAUUUCAUUCCCGUAUAAGAUUUAAGCACAGGGGUUUGGUUGCAUGUGCAAAUAAGCCUGACACACCCAAUUCAAACGGCAGCCAGUUCUUUAUAACCUUGGAUCGUUGUGACUGGCUUGACAAGAAGCAUACAAUUUUCGGAAAGAUAACUGGAGAUUCAAUAUAUAACCUGUUGACUUUAAGUGAAGUAGAGUGCGAUAAAAAUGAUAGGCCGCUGGACCCUCUUCCUAAGAUACUUUCCGCUGAGGUGUUAUGGAAUCCAUUUGAUGACAUAGUCCCAAGGGUAAUCUCUACAAAGUCUUCACUACCAUCUGAAAAGAAAGAACCAAAGCAGAAGGCUAUCAAAAAAUUGAACUUGCUUUCAUUUGGGGAAGAAGCUGAAGAAGAGGAGAAGGAACUUGCAGCUGCCAAUCCUAGAAUAAAAAGUAGCCAUGAUGUUUUGAAUGAUCCCAGGCUUCUGAAGGAUGGUCUUGAAAAAGAUUUGAACUCAGCUGAAGAGCAGAAAUCAAGGGAGUCACAGUUAAUUGUGAGGGAAGCUCUCUCAAAGAAAGAGCCUAAAGAAGAAUUAGGUGCCGGAACUUCCGACUCUCCUGAUCAUAGUGAUGAAGAUGAGUCCAGCUUUGAUACACGAAUGCGUCAGCAAAUACUAAGAAGAAGGCAGGAGCUAGGAGACAAGCCAAAUAAAAAAGACUUGCGCAAUGAGCGUAAGGCUUCUCAGAAGCAUGCAGCAUCUCCUCCUAGGUCCAGUGUUGGUGAACGUGACGAAAAACCAAAAGCAGAUAAGUUGUCAAUGAAGAAAAAAGGAUUAGGCUCUGAAGCUAGGGCUGAGCGCUUGGCUAAUGCAGAUGCAGAUUUACAGUUGCUUGGAGAAGCAGAACGAUCAAGACAGCUGCACAAGCAGAAGAAGCGCAGGCGUCAAGGACAUGAAGAUGAAGUCCUAGCAAAACUUGAGAAUUUUAAGUCCGCUUUCUCAACCAAAUUCAAUGCAUCGAAUGGUGGAGAUGCUGGUGGCAAGGAUGAAGAUUUGUCUGGCUGGAUGGGGGUUGAGCUAAAGUUUGCUCCUGAGCCCGGCAAGAAUAAUAUGUCGCGGAGCAACGAUCCCAAUGAUUAUGUAGUACACGACCCUCUUCUGGAAAAAGGAAAAGAGAAAUUCAACAAAAUGCAGGCUAAGGAAAAGCGAAGACAAAGAGAAUGGGCGGGGAAGUCUCUUACUUGAACUGGUUUGCUGCUCAUAGAAAUCUCAUCUGACUUUCAUGUCAUAACAUAUAUUAGUGUCUGUGAUGCAUUUUUUACCAUUGUGAAACUGAAAAAAUUAAAUAUAAUAUAAGCUUUGCAGUGAGUAUUUAUUUAA